Messenger RNA from Rhipicephalus microplus (southern cattle tick), 888 nucleotides. RefSeq lists its product as uncharacterized. The record is from RefSeq and is a predicted model, not a curated record. Lineage: Eukaryota; Metazoa; Arthropoda; Arachnida; Ixodida; Ixodidae. Gene Ontology annotation, molecular function: chitinase activity; chitin binding. Gene Ontology annotation, biological process: chitin catabolic process; carbohydrate metabolic process. Gene Ontology annotation, cellular component: extracellular region.
AUGGUACCUGCUUCGAAAGACCCGGGAAUGGUGCCGAGUACACCAGGGAAGGUGCCACCUGCCAUAAAAGCCAACACAACUGCAAUCGAUGAAGAAGUGACAGUGACACCUGCUCAAUUGCCUUCAACAUUGUCGACUCUCGCGGCUACAGAGGCAGCGUCUUCAUUCGUUACAGCACCUGCCUCAGAAGACCCGCGAAUGGGGCCGAGUACAACCAUGAAGGUGCCGCGUGCCAUAAAAACCACCACGCCCACUAUCAGUGAAGAAGUGACAGUGACACCUGCUCAGUUGCCUUCAAAAUCAUCGACUCUCGCGGUUAAAGAGGCAGCAUCGUCAACCGUAUCAGUACCUUCCUCGAAUGGCCCGCGAAUGGUGCCGAGUACAACCGAGAAGGUGCCGCCUGCCGUGAAAACCACCACGCCCGCUAUCGGUGAAGAAGUGACAGUGACACCUGCUCAGUUGCCUUCAAAAUCAUCGACUCUCGCGGUUACAGAGGCAGCGUCGUUAUCCGUAUCAGUACCUUCCUCGAAUGACCCGCGAAUGGUGCCGAGUACAACCGAGAAGGUGCCGCUUGCCGUGAAAACCAGCACGCCUGCUAUCGGUGAAGAAGUGACAAUGACACCUGCUCAGUUGCCUUCAGAGUUAUCGACUCUCGCAGCUACAGAGGCAGCGACGAAAAAGAGUACCGAUAAAAUCUGCAGAGAAGACAAUGAAAAUGCCCUGAUGCCGCACGAGUCCGAUUGCACCAAAUACUAUCACUGCGCGAAUUCUAAACCACACCUCCAGAACUGUGCCCGGGGAACUGUGUUCGACAUUGAGCGGCAGAUAUGCAACUGGCCGGCGAUGACAAACCGACCCGAAUGCAAGGAACGGAAGGAAAAUAGGAGG